AUGGUAGAUUUUCUCUCUUCAGUUUCCUCCACUUCUCUCUCUCUAACUUAUUCCUUCUUUCUUUCUUUCUUUUUCUCCUUUCAUUUCCUUCUCUCUCUCUUUUCCGUCUUUAGUUCGCUCUCUCUCUCCUUUUCCGUCUUUAGUUCGCUCUCUCUCUCCUUUUCCGUCUUUAGUUCGCUCUCUCUCUCCUUUUCCGUCUUUAGUUCGCUCUCUCUCUCCUUUUCCGUCUUUAGUUCGCUCUCUCUCUCUCUUAUCCCUCUCUUUCUCUCCCCCUUUUACUUCUUUAGUUCUGUCUCUCCCUUCUUUAUUUCCGUGCCUUCUUUCUUUAUUUUUGUCUCUUUUUCCUUUUUUGUCUCUCUCUGUCUCCUUUUACGUCUUUAUUUCCCUCUCUUUCUUUUUUCGUCUUUCUCUCUCUCGCUUUUUACGUCUCUGUUUCUCUCUCUCUCUCUCUCUCUCUCUCAUCCCCCUUUCCUUCUUUAUUACUCUUUCUCUCCUUUUCCUCCCUCCUCCCAUAUUUUCCUUCUUACUCUCUCGUUCUCCUUGGUAUUCUUUAUUCUUUUUGCCUCUCUUUCUAUUUCUUUUCUCUCCUGA
This is a messenger RNA of Acanthosepion pharaonis, 591 nucleotides long. Lineage: Eukaryota; Metazoa; Mollusca; Cephalopoda; Sepiida; Sepiidae. The record is from the annotation of a GenBank genome assembly.